AUGUUUAAAGAUCUUUUGGAUUUAUUUAAAAGCUGGGCUUCAAGGAGAAUUCUUUCUGUUUCAAGUUAUGAAACAAUUUAUAAAAAUUGGGAUGUUGAAUUUGAUUAUGAGAAACCUUUUAUUUCAAAGGCUCUUAGAGAAGUUCUUCAUCUUUCUAAAGAACAGCCUUCUCUUGAACAAAUUGAGAAGGAUAUUAAAGAUUUGAAAAGGAAAAUUUUUGAUUUGAAAAAGGAUAUUAAAUCAUUGGAUAAAAAUAUAGAAUAG
Messenger RNA from Dentiscutata erythropus, 264 nucleotides. The record is from the annotation of a GenBank genome assembly. Lineage: Eukaryota; Fungi; Glomeromycota; Glomeromycetes; Diversisporales; Gigasporaceae.